Chlamydomonas reinhardtii is the source of this 1451-nucleotide messenger RNA. RefSeq lists its product as uncharacterized. Lineage: Eukaryota; Viridiplantae; Chlorophyta; Chlorophyceae; Chlamydomonadales; Chlamydomonadaceae. The transcript has 2 exons. Gene Ontology annotation, molecular function: protein kinase activity; ATP binding. The coding region runs from base 302 to 769 and encodes 155 amino acids. Gene Ontology annotation, biological process: protein phosphorylation. The record is from RefSeq and is a predicted model, not a curated record.
CACAUACUUUAGUUCAUCAUAGCACUCGCUCGUCUAUAUGCGCACGCACAAGCACACAGCUGCGUUUUGGGCGCCAUUGCCGGGUGCUGCGACCUUACUAGCAACCUUGUUGAGUGGUUGUUUGCGAGCCCUAGAGCACCGUUCUCACCUAGCAAGCUAGCAACGUAGAUCUGGCGUUGCCCUUUUCCCGCCAAACGCGCGCUUCCACUUGUCGCCGCGCAACGCCAGCAGGCGAGCACCUAGCUCCUAGCCCUACCUAGACUAGGUGCACCACAACAUACAGCAGCUAGCAGCCAGGAGCAUGGAGCAGGCGAGAGGAAGCUGCAGCGGAGGGCGAGGAGCGCCAGCGCGGAGUGCACCCGAGGCGCCCACGCAAACGCCCUUCAUCAGCGGCACGGACGGCUACAAGGCGCCGGAGCUUUACGAACGCGCCACGUUCGUGAAGUUCCCCUCGGCCUGGCUGGAAGGCCGCAUCUCGGGCCCCAAGGCCGACUCCUACUCCCUAGGUCGCAUGCUGACCUACCUCGCGGCCAAGCCGAGUGAACUCGACUCCGUGCUGUACCUGCCGGCCGAGGGCAGCGUGGUGGGCAGCGCCGCCCUGGCGCACCUGCAGCAGUCGCGGGGCGGCCGGCGGCUGGCGAGCCUGAUCAGCGGCCUGACAUCGGUGGACCCCGCGGCACGGCUGGGCGUGGAGGAGGCGCUGGCGCACCCGGCGCUGAGCGGAGUGGUGGGCAGCAGCGACGACAAGGCGCGCUGCUGGCGCUGGUAGUAGUAGUUUGGUGUAGUUGUGUGAGUAGCAAAGGUAGGGUUGGCUGGAGACUGCUGAGUACUGAGACUGAGACUGAAGACUACCGGUAGAUAGGUAGGGACACGCACACGUGGGGCUGCGGAAGCCCCGUACUUAGUGAGCACGCGGUUCAUGUCGAGAAGUAAGGGACUGCUGGGUAUGGAUGGAAAGCAUCGUAGGGUGACAUCGUGAUACACGCUGUAGGUGGUAGCACUUUCAGGAUAGGAGCAACAAGAGACGAACGACUGUUGGCAAUGAUGAGUAGCUGGUGUUCGCCGCCCAUGCCGCAUCAGGUGUGGGUCCGCUCUGAACAAGUAUGAGCUGGUGCCGCAAGGGCCGUAAGGGCUUUCCAUGAUCCGCAAGCAUGAGUGAGAUCCCAACUGACAGAGCUGGAGCUUCCAUAUGUGCUUUCAACAUGUGCAUUCUACGGUAUUCUGUUUGGGCGAUGUGGUGUCGGGCGUCGUGUCGGGCGUGGGCAUGUGGACCUGUUAGGACCUGGCUGGUGAAGUUGAUAAGUACUGAAGGCAGCGCAGUAGGCCACAUGUAGCGGACGCCGUACGUUGCAACCAAGCGGUGGCAUGAAUCAAGCGGAGCGCAAUGCGAGCUUUCGCUAUGAAACGGAUACCAGGCGUAAAGAACCAAAUCAUUGUAACAAUCUUGCAGA